AUGUCCACAUCUCUGAAGCAUCAAGACUCUAAACUGGAUUGCAUCGCGUACGAGGAAUUUAUUUUCGGUGGUCUUGCUUAUUCGGCCAGUGUGUUAUCCCUGUUUCCUAUAUACAAGACUAUUUUCUUCCAACAGUUAGAUGGAAUUACUUGGACAGAGGCUUUUAGUCGACUAAAGCAUGAGGGAGUGGCCUUGGCGUAUCGUGGUGUAUUACCACCACUCCUGCAACGUGCUUCUACCGGUGCUGUGAUGUUUGGUGUGCAAAGCCUGGCUGAACGCUCGCUCACGCAUCAUCCUGCAACUUCUCAACUUCCUUUCGGCGUUAACCGUGUUAUUGGUGCCGUACUCGCUGGAUGUUGUGAAGCUUCCCUGAUGCCCUUCGAACGGGUACAGACGUUGUUGCAGAACAAACACAAUUUUCCAUCUUACAGGAAUACUUUCCACACUCUAGGAUCUUUGGUAAUGACUCAUGGUAUGAAAGAACUUUACCGGGGUUUUAGCCCCAUACUGUUACGGAACAGUCUUGGUAACGCUCUGUAUUUUAGUGGUCACAAGUGGCUGAAUGAUCUUCGCAAACAUCGUGCCAAAGAGGGUCCGCUCGAACGAGGUUUGUGGAAUUUCGGUCUGGGUGGCUUACUUGGAGGUUUCAUUGGCAUAGUUACUUUCCCGUUAAACGUCAUCAAAACUCGUAUGCAAUCCACCGUUGGAGGAUCUUUCGAAUCUACUCGGUCAGCGUUCACAUCGCUCAUAUAUCACCGCGACCAUCGGCCUGAUGUAACUAGGCUUUAUCGUGGUCUGUUUGCAAACUUCCUGAGGUCUGUCGCUUCGUGGGGCAUCAUCACGAUGACCUAUCACCUCCUACUUGAAAUUCAUUCUGGUGUACCCACUUCCUCCGACUGCGCCGUUAGGUAA
Opisthorchis viverrini is the source of this 912-nucleotide messenger RNA. RefSeq lists its product as hypothetical. The transcript has a single exon. NCBI's taxonomy places the organism in Eukaryota, Metazoa, Platyhelminthes, Trematoda, Opisthorchiida, Opisthorchiidae. Gene Ontology annotation, biological process: transmembrane transport. The coding region runs from base 1 to 912 and encodes 303 amino acids. The record is from RefSeq and is a predicted model, not a curated record.